AGCGCGCGUGCCCUCCCGCCGCCCGGAUUUUUUCCGCCCGAGAAAAGUUUUUCAAGUUUCCGUCGGACGUUGAAAGUGUUGAUUUCAAGUAUUGGGAUAUAACGUUUGGUUUUAAAGUGCAUAAGGAUUUGUGUUGGACUGUGUUUCUGGAGAGUUUGUCUUUAUUUUAAACAAUUAUGGGGCGAUGGUGAGACGGAGGUACGGUAGAGGCGCUGCGCGACGUUGAGUGGAGACGAGAUGAGAACGUGAUGCACCAUGACCCGCCGAGGACCCUGCAGGAGUUUCGCCAUCAGCAUCAUACAGAUCAUCACUAUUAUAUGCCAAGUGUUGACGGAGGAGCCUCGGUUUGCGGAGCCCAUCCCCAACGUGACGGUGGCGCUCGGCAGAGAUGCCAGCCUGCCGUGCGUCGUCGAACACCUCGGUACUUAUAAGGUGGCAUGGAUCCACAUCGACCGGCAGAUGAUCCUGACCAUCCACCGGCAUGUUAUCACAAGGCUGGCGCGGUUCAGCGUGUCCCAUGAUAACGCCAUGACCUGGCUGCUGCACGUCAGCCAGGUGCAGCAGGAGGAUCGAGGGUACUACAUGUGUCAGGUCAACACCAACCCCAUGAUUAGCCAAGUCGGAUACCUACAGGUUGUCGUACCGCCAAAUAUUCUGGAUGAAGAGAGCACGCAGUCUGCAGUAGCAGUGCGAGAGAACCAGAACAUCAGCCUGGUGUGUAAGGCUGAUGGGUUCCCUACACCCAAGAUAAUGUGGCGUCGAGAAGAUGGACAACCUAUCUCAGUGGACAGGAGGAAGAAAGUGACAGUGUACGAAGGCGACACCCUGAGCUUACAGCGCAUCAGUCGCACGGAAAUGGGCGCGUACCUCUGCAUAGCCACCAAUGCAGUGCCGCCCUCUGUGUCCAAGAGGAUCAUCGUCGAUGUUGAAUUUUCCCCAAUGAUCUGGGUGCCGAACCAGCUGGUGGGAGCUCCAGCCGGCACUGACGUCACAGUGGACUGCCACACGGAGGCGCACCCGCGCGCCAUCUCUUAUUGGGUGUACGACAACGUCAUGGUACUGCCCACCAAGAAGUACGCUAUCAAUACUGAGGAGAACUCAUAUAGAGCCCAUAUGAAGCUGACAGUCCGCAAUCUACAAACGGGGGACUUUGGCAACUAUAGGUGCAUCUCUAAAAAUUCCCUCGGGGAGACCGAGGGCUCAAUCCGUCUGUACGAAAUCCCAAUGCCGUCGACGUCGCCGAAGGCUACGGAAAUGAAAAGCAAUGCCAACAAAGAGAGCGUGAGACGCGUGAACGUGAGCCGGUCCGUGGCGCGUGCUGAGCCAGGCACGGAGCGGCCGAGCGUGGUGCGCGCGCAGCUCGACCGCGCGCCCGACCGCGACGCCGCGCACCACGUCUACCGCCCGCCUCACCCGCAGCACGUCUCAGGAUCGAGACGAAUCCACUGUUGGCGGCAAUCGUUCCUGGCGAUCAUUGUAUUAGUACAAGUGGACCUCAUCGUGUAAUUAUAUUGUUAUUACAUUCAUUGUCCUUUCAUUUUGUUACACCUCUUCAUUUGAUUACACCUAGAAUUUAUGACAACACAUUCAUUUCUUGUUUGUAAAGUUUUAGAUUCGUCUUCCUGUGAAUGUGAUCGAUGUUUUUAAUGUUACUUAAUGUAAAAUUGAAACAUAUCAUCCCGAAAUUGUGACGUCAUAUCCCGAACGAAGAAUGUAUGUGAGUGAUCAUUUUAUACAAAUACGAACGAUAUUUGGUUCAAAUACCAGUGUAAGGUGUAGAUGUAAGGUUCUAUUUUAUUUUUACAUACUAUACAUAUUUAAUACUAAUCUGGAAAUAGUAACAAACCUUAAAUGAUCUCUUGUUACAUUUCUGAAAGUUAAGCAUACAGCCUAUUUGCUCAUUAAAAUGUAAAUCAAAAAAUGGUGCACGUUCGAAACAGCUGAGUAGACUGUGCUGGCCGCUGGCUGUUUGUUUCCGCAGAGAAUUUGAAAUAAUCUGCAAAACGUUCGUGAUUCAAUGGAAUACUAUUUGAGAUUCCUCCAUCAGUGCACACGGGUUUCCACAAUAGCUCGAUGUAAUUAUUCAUGAACCUCGUUAACCUACUCGGUAUUUCCUACUCCCAUUUCCAUUUUAAAUUAUACAUUACGUAUUAUACGUGCAUUGUCCUUCCGCAGACGACUAGUCUGCCGGCACACGAAUAUUUGUGAUUCAGUGCUUUGCGUAGAAUAAUCUUCAUGAAAUUGUGCCAAAGAUAAGAUCUUCAAAGUUAUUUAUACUAUACACAAUAUUCCUUUCAGAAACUUAAUGUAGGUUCCAACUCCUUCUUGUGUUAUCUCACUAAUAAAUAAACUUUAUGUACAUCUUGUGGUUUGUUUAAAUAGUGUAUCCAAGCUUGCUAUUCACGCUUGUCAAAUUGUAAAUAUAAAUCUAAUGCACAGUAAAUAAAAAUAACGAAAAUUUUAAACGUAAUAUAUCUUCG
Molecule: messenger RNA, 2480 nt
Organism: Spodoptera litura
Lineage: Eukaryota; Metazoa; Arthropoda; Insecta; Lepidoptera; Noctuidae
Product: lachesin
Cellular component (GO): neuron projection
Source: RefSeq, a predicted model, not a curated record